Molecule: messenger RNA, 4795 nt
Organism: Brassicogethes aeneus
Lineage: Eukaryota; Metazoa; Arthropoda; Insecta; Coleoptera; Nitidulidae
Source: the annotation of a GenBank genome assembly
CAAGCCUAAAACUUAUGGUAGGCAGCUCUAAAACGCGUACCUUUAAUCCCUAAAGUUGGUAUCAAAUUCUUAGGUUGGUAUCAAUGUUCAAUUGACGUUUACUAGCAGAAAUGUCAGUUUUGUUUGAUGCCAUAAUAUUUUCUAAAUUUCCUUAAUACAACACGAAAAAAUGCUUUUUUUAAUUUAGUUAGUGUGUAAUAAACAGCCUUAAGAUGAAUAGAGUCAGUAACGGAAAUUCGACCAUGUCGAACGCGUUAAAAGAAAAAUCCAAGGACUGGCAGCUGGAAAUACUGAUGGAAAAGCUUCGGUCGAAGGCGACGCAGUUUAAAACUCUGCCGGAGAUAUCGAAGAAUGUUAGGAUGGCAAUGCUUGAUAAACGGUAUGCUUUGGAUAGCGUGGAUAAAAGUCAGCACCAGAAAUGUUUGGACACGCUGCAACACUCUAUUAAAGUCACUUCUUUGCAAAGUAUGAUCGAGAGGUUGGAGAGUUUAACAAGGCAAUUAGGGCUUAAAUUUGUGGUGGAAGCGUCUGGUGUGUUUAUAUCGUCCGAUAUGUUUUACUUGGAAAUAGUGUUAGAUGCAAGUGGUACUGUUAAAGAUGUAAAGAUCCACCAUGAAGGUAAAAUGGAGCAGCAAAGCUGCAUGGAGCUUGUAAAUUGCUUGUCUAGCGGCGAUUUUGACGAUUUUACCGCCCAAUUGGAAGGUUUUACGUCCAUAUAUCAGCUGAAUGCUGAAAAGAAGGUUAAGUGUAAAGCUUUCACUGCUUUAGAAUCGCUGGAGGCUGAUUUGACCACUUUGGCGCAGUUACAGGUGUUUAUGAAAGAGCCGUUCAAUCUGAUCCACAAAUCGCCGGUGGGUAUUUUGGAGAAGCGCCGCGGCGGCCACCCGAUGCGUUUGACUUACUUCGUCUCUCCCUACGAGCUCUUGAAUGUCGAACGCGGCGACAUGGACGCCAUCAGCGUGGAAAACGUCGUUUCCAAAAACAUGGGGUACAGCGUCACCGUUUGCAUGGAGGGAGCGGCUGCGCACAAGUUGCAAACCAGCACUUUGAUUACCGUCAAUAGGAGCCUCAACGGAAAAAAUACCCCGUCAAACUCUCCAUUGACCAACCAAAACAGCACCGUCAUUCCGGCCUGUUUCGUCCUGAAGUUAAACAAACCGAUGCCGAUGUGCAUCUCCUUGGUGCGAAAAAUCCAACAGAUAUCGCAAUGGACCGACAUCGAUAACCAACCGACGCAACCUCUGCUAAAUUUGAUCGUGCAACACAGCAGCGACGGCCAAAUGGAGUGCUCCAACAGCAAGGGGCUCUUCGUGACGUUGCCAGAUCAAAACCACUGUUACUUCAUGACGGAUAACAAAAGCAUGGAGGGUGUUUUGGUUGGCAGCAUUCCUUUCACACAUCCGGCCCAUGUUGCCAAUAUUCUGAUGAUUUUGCGGGAACAGGCGUUGUUUAACACGAUUAUAAGUAGUUGCGUUCGACCUAAAAGCAGACAAGAUUUCGACAAUAUGACGAUGUUCGAGGUGAGCGCUUUGUCGCCCACGCACAUCUCUAUUUCCCUGGAACACCCCCUGGAAGAGUCGAUGUCAACGGCGGAAAUGGAUUUGACGGAUAUUUCGGCGCUGUGUUGCCGGAUUCACCAUCCCGGCACUCCGCCGCCGGCAAACGCGCCCGACGUUGCCAGCGAUCUAAGCACUAGGAUACUAAAUAGAUGUUUUUCUAUACCAAUUACUAUGAGAUCUGUGAUAAAGUUGUGGGAAGGACAAUCGCAAAGAAAAUCUAUUUAUAAUGGACAUGAAAAUUUUAGUUUACCCCUCGGUUCCGUCGACCCGGGAGGGAGCGGCGGAGGCGGUGGCAACGCCGGCCCGGCAUCCGGCAACAGCGCCGCCGCCGGCCCUCUAUCGGAAUUUGGGGGGUUGAGCUCUGGCGGCGGCAACGCCGGAACGUCGGCGACGUCCUCUGGCGGCGGCGUUGCCGCGUUCACGAAGAUCAAAGAGGAACCCGGUCUGUUGGGGGGUCAGGGGGGGUCGCUUUUGGGCGCCUCCAUGCACCAGUCGGGAUUUUUGAACGACGUCGUCAUAUCGCAGACAAAUUUUUCCAAUUUCCCACCUUCUGAAGGGGUACUGUCCAACUUGGAGCUGGCAACCGGCGGCGACAAACCGCCGAAGCGGCAGAAGCGCAAAGCGACCGACGAGCCUUGGAAGGCGUCGUCUAACGCGAGCGCGAAGAAGAGGGUGGGAGCAACAACAUCGACGGAAAGCAGCGCCAACGCUGAGCUGAUGACGGAGUCGUCGUCGUCGUGCGACUCCACCUCGAGAAGUACCCCGAUCUCGCAGGAGACCGACCCGACGCUCGCGACCGCCAACUGCGACUCGCCGCCGUCGGGCUUCCCGAGCGACCUCGAGCUCGAGAAGCCCGACGACGAUUUCGACGUCGGCGACGAACCGAAACCGACGAGCUUCCGGGACGACUCGGACAGGAGCGGCCCGGACGAGAAGCCGACGUUGGCCUCCGGCCUCUCGAUAAUCCCCAUACCGCCGUCUUCGGGCGCGGGCGGGUUCAACCCCGCCGCCGACAAGCGAACCGCCGACAUCGAGAUCAUCCCCCUGCUGCCCAGCUCCAUCACCAUCACCCCCAUAUCGGCGACGGCGGGAUCCGCCUCCAAAGGAAACGACGAGGGAAGAGGUUCAGGAUCGAGGGAGAAGGAUAAGGAGAAGAAAGGUCAGAAGGGUGGCGGUAAAGAUGACAAGGGAAGGUUGGAGAAGAAGAAGAAGAAAAAACGUGAUGGGAGCCCAAUGGGGCCCCCAGAAAAGGUGCCCGUCAAGUCUGACACGUUGCCGAAACCUAUAACUGAAUCCCCCCCUCAAAACUCCCCCACCCCAAACUCCCCCAACAUGCUGCGUAAAUUCGCCCAAUCCCCCACCAACAGCCGCCCGAUCUCUCUCAGCGGCAAACUAAGCCCGAACUUGGUCAAAACGUCCCUGAAACCCUCGUCGAGCCCCAAACACUCCCCCCUGCACAUGUCGAGCAGCCCGAAGCACAUUUCCGGCAUCGGCAGCCCGAAACACGGUUCGAGCCCCAAACAUGGCGGCACCAGCUCGGGCAAGCCGAGCAUGAGCGCGCUAAAAAACGCGGCCAACUCCCCCUCGAGCAAAAACCCGGACAAAAAGUCCGUCUCGGACAAGUCCAGGGACAAGGAUAAGAGCGGCAAGUCCAUUUUUUCCAAGAGCGUCAAGUCCGGCGUUAAAGUGAAACCCCUGGACUUGAACGCAACGGAAUCCAUGCAGGAUGACGUUUUGGCCAACGCUUUGGAUCCCAAGUUGAAUCCCAACCUCAACAGAAACAGAAAAGGAUCUUUGUCCGCGAUAGUAGACAAAUUAAAGGUAAAUGCGCAACAUUGCGAUACUACCGUAGAUUUAAGUCAAAAGAGUACAAAAUCCGAGAAGGAUCGGACUUCCUCCAACAAAAUUGACCCUAGUAAGCCUUUGGUGAAGUUGGGGGAGCCGAAAAACUCCGAGUACAUGGUUAAAUCAUCGUCGGAGGGUAUCAAAAUUACCAUCAACAAAACUAGAGGGAAAGAGAGCAAAAAUUCCGGGACCAAAUCCAGUUCUUCAUCAAAUAGCUCGUCGGGCACGGGGAGCCCAAAAAUCCACACAGGGUUAAAACCGGGCGUUAACAGCGGCCCGGCGUCGAAAAAAUCCCUGACCAAAGACCCCUUCCCGAAGAACAACCAACAAACAACAACCAACUCCAACGUGUUGAAUUCUCAAAGCCAAAAGGCAUCGAGUGCGACGAUUAAAAAUCACUACAAUGUCGCCUCGCAGAGCAACAGCGCGAAAAUGACAUCGACUUCGUCUUCGAAGUCGGUUUCAAAGUCGACGGGCUCGCCGAAGAUGGGCUCGUCGGGCUCCGGCGAUUUUAAUCGGUCGAAGGAUCGCGCCAAGUCGUCGCUGAGCAAGUCGGGCUCGGAGAAGUCCAUUUUUUCGAUUAAGGAUCGCGGUAAAGGGAGUCCGACGCCCGGCGGCAAGGACGAUGACGUUUUCAAGAUGGGACAGGCGAAUCCCUACACCCCAAUGUUAAUGGAAGGUAUGAUGAAACAACUGGACAAAAACUUCCAAAUCCCCAAACUCUCGGCGCGCUCUUCGGAGGAGAAAAAAUCGUCCUCUCUGCCUAAAGAGCCGACGAACAAUUUAGCGAACAACAGCGUUGCCCGGAACGCGAUCGAGUCCGCGAAAAUUUUCGACGUCGCACUACCGAAAUACCCGCUGACGAUACCCAGCAAAAUGUUCGAAAACGCGAUGGACCAGCAGCAGAAGAGGAACAACGUCAACAUCAACCUGAACAUAGGCGCGAGCGGCCUGAAGGCCGACGACAUAGACGAGAAGAAGAAGGAAAUCGGGCCCAGCUUGUCCACUUCUCAAGGGGCAUCCAAUUGACCAGAGGCCUCCACCACGAAUUAUCGUUUACUUAUGGAAAAAUUCAUGAAAAUUUGUGAAAACUUCCACGCACUUAAUACUUAAUAUUUCAACUUUGACUUGCCAACUAAAUUUAGUGUAAUUUUUGGUGGAAAACGCAAACUUACUAAAAAGUAUUCUUAAACUUGGGAAUUGAAAGUUAUCUGAAAUAUUUAUGUGAUCUCAGAUACUUUUUAACUCCUUAUUAUUUUUUUAAAUCAAAUGAUAUGCUUAAAAUAUCAUUUAACUUAAUGUACAUAAGCAAAUGUAAAUAUGUAUUUAAUAGUCUACGUCAUGUUAUAGAUGCAUAAAAUUAGUAUUAAGGCAAUAUUUUAGAGUUUUUU